Molecule: messenger RNA, 2794 nt
Organism: Lethenteron reissneri (Far Eastern brook lamprey)
Lineage: Eukaryota; Metazoa; Chordata; Hyperoartia; Petromyzontiformes; Petromyzontidae
Product: ras-related protein Rab-38-like
Biological process (GO): endosome to lysosome transport; phagosome-lysosome fusion
Cellular component (GO): lysosome; Golgi apparatus; late endosome
Molecular function (GO): GTP binding; GTPase activity
Source: RefSeq, a predicted model, not a curated record
GCGGUGCGUGCGGGCACGCUGUGUGAGUGGCACGAGUCAUCGAGGGAGCGUGCUGGGUGCUGCCUGGCCGGCUUCGCGCACUGCUCGGUGAGACGCCACGCGAUGGCCCCGAGGAUGGCGGUGGAGCAGCAGAAGAAGAAGGAGUUCCUCUUCAAGGUCCUCGUCAUCGGGGAGCUCGGCGUGGGCAAGACGAGCAUCAUCAAGCGCUAUGUGCACCACGUCUUCUCGCACGGCUACCGCGCCACCAUCGGCGUCGACUUCGCGCUCAAGGUGCUGGGCUGGGACGCCGACACCACGGUACGCCUGCAGCUCUGGGACAUCGCAGGGCAGGAGCGCUUCGGGAACAUGACGCGCGUCUACUACAAGGAGGCGGUGGGCGCCAUGGUGGUGUUCGACGUGACCCGGGCAGCCACCUUCGAGGCCGUGUCCAAGUGGAAGCACGACCUCGACUCCAAGGUGACCCUGCCGAACGGCAAGCCGAUCCCCACUGUGCUGCUGGCCAACAAGUGCGACGGAGACGGAGCGGACGCCAGGGGCGAGUGGAGCGACACCGCUCAGCUCGACCGCUACUGCCGCGACGAAGGCUUCGUAGGGUGGUUUGAGACGUCCGCCAAGGAGAACAUCAACGUGGAGGCGGCCGCGCAGCUGCUGGUCCAGCACAUCCUGGCAAACGACGUGUCCUCGGCGCAGGGCUGCCGGCGCUGCGAGGUCACGGACAGCAUUAGGCUGACCACGAGGAACGGGGGCGCCCGCCACAGGAAGUGCUGCCAAAAAUGACGCCGCCGCCGGCGUUCUUCCCCUGCCGCGAUCACGGUGCCACUGCCGGUGCUCUCUUGCCGGGCCGGCGUCCAGAGACGGAUGGAUUCCCUGCUGGGAGCUCUCACAGCGGGCGCUGUAACAUCACCCACCACCGCCUGUCAGAGCCCCCCCCCCACACCCCCUCCCCCGGAGAAGAUGAGAUCACAGAACUGUGCUUUUGUUUUUAUUGUUGUUUGGCCGUUGUUAUCAUGCUGCGAGGCAUUGAAUCCACUUGGGUCUCUGGCAGGGCAGUUGCGACCCUUUUGUAUUGGGGAACGGCCCGCAGAAGCGGAUAUCAAGGAGCUACCUCUGAGACCCCUAUUAAAGUGACCUCUGGUCAACGCAGUAGGGGGCAGCAUUUUCCUACCGAGGGUAAUGUUCGUUGCAUGACAGUCAAAAUUAUAUCUUAAUUCUCAAGAGCUGCAAUUUAGGCAAAUCAAGCACAGAACCCAAAUCUAACGCGAUGGUUCACUCUGCAGUUGUUGAUGUAUGGACUGAGCCCAUCAACCGCAGGACUUAGGAACCCUCAUGAAGUCACAGGCAGUUGCUGACAAGGUGGAUUCGAACCCAGGAUCUUAGUGGUGCCAACUGUGCUCUGACCUGAGCCACCCCAGUCCCCCUCUAUAGAUGUUUUAUGAAAUCACUUUCUUUGCCGGUUAUCCACGCUAGGUGGCACAUACUUUAUACUCCCUACAAACAGUGUCCGUCGCGUGACAAAGCAAAAUGCUUCGUCCUCACAGCUGGAAGAAGCAAAGCAGCAAAACCAAUUUAACGUUACAAAACGCCUCCUUAUCUGUCCCUUCACGUACAUUUUUUUGUUAAAAGUAUUAUUUGUACACAUUCCAUCAGCCUUCCGGGAGUGCAUAACUUUGCCAGCAUUGCUUCAAGCAACCCUGAUUCUGCCAAUGAGACACUGAGUGUCAGAACCAGUCCACAGUUUGAUUGUGUUUUAACCAGGGGGUGUCAAACCUAAUCAGACAGCGGUGCCGGUUUGGAUUCAAAUGCAACCGCAUAAUAAUAUGGUAUUCAUUUACCGAUUCAAAAAUCCGAACGCACGGGAAAAGAGAGUUGAUUUAUUUUUAUGCGGCAGGGUGCGCGCCAAAUUCCCCGUUUGAAUGUCCGGUUUAAAUUCAGGUUGGAUUUAGGUAGAAGCUUAAAAAAUAUAUGUAGAGAAAUAAGUUGUGAAAUUUAAACACGUGGCGGGCUGGAGUCAGGGGCAUGGGGGGCUUGGGGGGGGCGUGUGUUUGACAGUCCCGUGUUAAACUAAUGCUGCCGAAAUUCUACCCUCCUAGUGGCCGGUUGGAUGUGUACAAAAAAAUACACGUUUUGUUUUCUGUGGAGGGACAGGCAUGCACAACAGGCGUCUUAUCUGCUUAUUUAAGUUUCUUCUUAUAUUCUCAACGGCGCUCAUGAUUAUUUGUGUUAAUUUAACGUGUAAAUGUACUCUUGUGUACGGUCGUUGCGAGUGGGCUGACACCAUGAAUUCGUGACGCUCAAUAACUUGGCGUCAUCACUGCUGGCUGGAGCCUGAUCUUCAACCCAGGCUCUCGGUCGGUGGUGCUGGCUCCGUGUUAUCAGCCUCCCGCAAUGACCAGCCAACAACCCGUUGUCGUGUUUCCUUCCUUGGCUGAUAGCACUGCCGCGCAAUCCAUGUCACGCCUCGUUGGUGGACUGGUAGAAACCACUCCCAACUCACCGUCUAUGUUGAUGAAUCACAGAAAUUGGUUAAAUGAGAGCAAACUGAGUGUAAGGACUCGCAGUGGGCUAAAGGAUGUGAUCCAAGCGUGACGGAUCUCGCUGGAAUGGUAUGCGCCUAUGUAUGUUGAACUUUUUUUCGCACCAUACGUAGCUAACCGUGCUAAUCGGAGGUGCGGGGAAAGGACAACAAACUAAACACAAAAAGCAGUCCUAAAUAAAUAAGUUUGCAAUGUAGAUCAUUUAAAAGUGCAAAGUACCAAUGGCUUCAUAAUAUCGGAAGGAAGAGCGUUCCAGACGG